Penicillium brasilianum is the source of this 3428-nucleotide messenger RNA. The record is from the annotation of a GenBank genome assembly. Lineage: Eukaryota; Fungi; Ascomycota; Eurotiomycetes; Eurotiales; Aspergillaceae.
CUGACAAAUUGUAUUUAUAUUGAUAGGUUCAUGGAAUGACUUCCUCAAGGUGUGGAUGGACAUGCCAGGAAGAGUAAAUUUACAUCUUUCCUUUUUUUACGGGCAAUGCAACGGCAAAGUCCACGUCACAUGACAGGCCUGGGUUGCCACUUGUGUAUGCGGGGGAGCCAGUCAUUUCAUCCGCCUUUCUCGACCACCGCCCCUCUUACCGAGCACCUUUCUUUAUAAAGACAAUGGCAGCUCCCGAUGGAUAUUAUCAUUAUUCCAUGAAAGAAGUGCAGCCUCUGAAUGCCUAAAACAGGAAAGUUCACACCCCUGCUCGAGUGCUUGAUCAUCCUUGUCGCUUCAGAUUCAUGCCUUGCCUUUGGUGGCUAUAAAGCGGUCGUCUAGCCACCUUAUUGGAGGCACCUUGCUCAAGACCACCACUUCUAUUUCCACUAUCUGCCCAUGCAGGGAUCUGCAGGGUGCUUUUCCAGGAUUCCAAGUACAUACAUCCCUAAUUUUUCCUCCAUGAUCAUGGAGCCCUCGAGCAUAGAAAAUUCACGGGCUGGAUACAGCCAUGGUUAUUCUGCGGAUGUGGAUACCAUUCGUGAACAGGAGUACCCCUUGUUGAAUGAGACAAUAUAUCUUGAUCAUGCUGGCACAACGCCAUAUGCCAAGUCUAUGAUUGAGGAGUUUUCUCGGCAAAUGACAUCAAACUUAUUCGGAAACCCCCAUUCAAUGUCUCUGUCAUCGCAGCUUUCUACACAGCGGACGGACGAUGUUCGCCUGAGAAUUCUCCAAUUUUUCAACGCAGACCCUGAAGAGUAUGAUCUCGUCUUUGUGGCUAAUGCAACCGCAGCCAUUAAAUUACUCGCUGAUUCUCUGCGGGACUCUGACCAUCGCGGAUUUUGGUAUGGCUACCAUGCUGAUGCCCACACCAGUCUUGUUGGUGUACGUGAAUUAGCAGAAAUGGGACACCAAUGUUUUCAGAGCGACGCAGAAGUAGAUUCUUGGAUCUCUGAACUCCCAGACAUUCAGACAAAGGCGCCCAAGCUCAUUGCAUUCCCAGCCCAGUCGAACCUGAAUGGCCGUCGCCUUCCUCUCAGAUGGUGUAAGGAAGUGCGUUCGGCAUCCCGGCAAAGUGGAGGGAAUGUAUACACACUACUUGACGCUGCGUCAUUCGUGUCGACGGCGCCGCUUGACAUCGGUGCAGUGGCGCCAGACUUUACAGCACUCAGCUUCUAUAAGAUCUUUGGAUUCCCAGAUUUGGGGGCGCUGAUUGUCAGAAAGAGCGCUGCACGUGUAUUCGAGAGGCGCAGAUAUUUUGGGGGAGGCACCGUCGACAUGGUCAUUGCAGCAGGUGCACAAUGGCAUGCAAAGAAGGAGUCUUCUAUCCAUGACCGACUUGAGGAUGGCACCUUGCCUUUCCACAGCAUCGUGGCUCUCGACGCCGCCCUGGACACCCACAAACGUCUAUAUGGCUCUAUGGCAAAUAUUUCCACGCACACUACCUUCCUCGCCAAGCGACUGUUUGACCGCAUUUCUCUCUUGACUCAUUGGAAUCAGAAGAACGUAUGCCAGAUUUACCAGACGAAUUCUGUCUAUGGAUGUACUAUGACCCAAGGGCCCAUACUUGCCUUCAAUAUACGAAAUAGCCAGGGCGAAUUUAUUCCCAAGACUGAGGUGGAGAAGUUGGCAACCGUCCAGAACAUUCAAAUUCGAACUGGGUCAGUUUGCAACCCUGGAGGUACUGCAAGCGCUCUUGGCUGGUCGGGCUCAGAUUUGCGUCGCCAUUACUCUACCGGUCUACGUUGUGGAGAUGCCCAUGAUAUUAUCGGGGGACGACCAACGGGCAUCCUGCGUGUCAGUUUUGGUGCAAUGACGAAUAUGAAGGAUAUUGACUCUAUUGUUGACUUUAUCGAGGAGUUUUACGUGGAGAAGAUUCCUCCUGUCGUUGCUUUGAAUCCACCUAUCGAGGAGACUGGCUUUGUUGAACGUCACUUCUACAUUGAGAGUCUCUCGGUCUUUCCCAUAAAAAGCUGCGGUGCCUUCAAAAUUCCAGAGGGCAAGCGCUGGGAAGUCAAAAGAGAGGGAUUGGCCUGGGACCGAGAAUGGUGUCUGAUUCACCAGGGUACUGGUGCCGCUUUGAACCAAAAGAGGUAUCCACGCAUGGCCCUCAUUCGCCCUGCUAUCGAUCUUGACCGGGGUAUCCUACGUAUCACCUGUGGUAUACUAGCCGACCAAGUGAGCCUUGAGAUCUCACUUGGGUGGGAAGACACCAGCCUCAUUUCCACAUCACUGUGCACAAACAGCAAACGGCCAUCUAUGGUCUGCGGCGAUCGAAUCUCCCUACAUGCUUAUUCUUCACCAGUGGUAUCCGCAUUCUUCUCCGACUACCUUGGUGUGCCUUGCACUCUCGCCAGGUUCCCACCUCAAACUGCCAACCGAUACUCACGACCGCGUCGAAUGCCCAGCACAUGGAAAAACAGAUUCCGAAAGCUUAUCAUGCCCGGUUCAUUCCCGCCUGACCUCCCACCUCCUGUCCGCGAGACGAAUGUUAAUCCUCUCCUGCUUUCCAAUGAAAUGCCAAUUUUGGUCGUCUCGCGCUCAUCCGUCAACCGUCUUAACGAAAAGAUCAAGGCCAAUACCAAGCCUGGUACGGGUGGAAGUAAGGCUGUUGCCGCAGAUGUCUUCCGAGGGAACAUCAUCGUGGCUGAACGACUUGCCCAAUUCGGAGAGGCGGAGCAGCCCUAUGCCGAGGACCACUGGUCAUCUAUUCGGAUCGGCCCAGAUCAGCUCCGAGUUGAUGUUUUGGAUGCCUGUCAGCGAUGCCAAAUGGUCUGCAUCGACCAGUUCACGGGCCUUCGAAGCGAGGAGCCGUUCUCUACCCUUGCGAAAUCAAGAAAUCUAAAUGGCAAAGUUUGUUUCGGUAAAUAUGCAGCACUUGCACCGGAAGAGACAGAGGGCUUUGAAUCACGGCCUGAACAUAGGACGGUCAUGGUGGGAGAUAUUGUUAUGCCUUUAUACCAUGAUCAAUGAUUGCAUGGGAACAGACACUUAUUUUGAGCGUUCGGGGGACCUCUUUUUCCUAGCUGACAGCACUACCAUACCCAAAGAGUUGAUCUUGUAUAAUGCUGCUGUUACUGUAUUCAACUUUUUGACGUGUUCGAAUAGCGUUUGUACAAUAUCCCGGGAACUCAUUUCUAAACAUAUCCAUGGAUCGAUGCAAUUUCUCCAGAUACAGGGAGCUCCUUUCAGUUUAGCAUUGUCCCACAUGUACCAUACUCGAGCUUAAAUUCUGAAACAAAACAUCAAGGUUGAACUCCCAGUCAAGCCACUAGAAAUAAAAACAAGUUCUACCACGCCUUUGCAUUUUCAAUUUGAGCUGCUUACCAUCGGGACCAGGUCCAUUGACCUCUCUCGCCUAUCACGCCCUUAACUACAAG